CGUCAAUGAGAAAGGCUGUGUUUCUGUGAGCGAAUGCUACUGCAAGCAACACGGAGUCAUGUAUUCCCCUGGGCAAACUAUCACCAAUGAAUGCGAGAAAUGUACCUGUGAUUCAGGCAGGUGGUUGUGCAAUGACGUACCGUGUCCAGGCUCAUGCUUACUGGAAGGAGGUGCUCACAUCACCACCUUUGAUAAGAAGAAAUACACCUUCCACGGAGACUGUUUCUAUGUGCUGGCCAAGGGAGGUGUAAAUGACAGUCAUGUCCUCCUGGCAGAGCUCUCCCCCUGUGGUGCCACAGACAAACAGACCUGUCUGAAGUCGGUUGUGCUGUUAAUAGACCAGAAGAAAAAUAGCUUGACGGUCCGAUCAGAUGGCACGGUGCUGCUGAAUGACAUGGUCGUGCACUUGCCCCAUGUGACAGGUGAGGAAUGCGGCCAUCUCUCCAAAGCGCAUCUGACGUUAAAAUAACACAUUUCCUGAAUGUUUGUGCUAGAAUGAACUGGGAUGCAGUGAAAAGAGCUUGAGACGAAGGAGAUUUGUGAAAAUACAGGGAGGCAUUUGUGAUCUAAUCGCCAGUUGCUGCCUCUGUGUACAGAAGUUAAUCAGGAAGAAUCGUUUCAGUUCUCAGUUUGGCACAGGCUUCCUGUAUGAUGUUGGGCAGAUAGUUUAUGCUUGCCUCACAUGAAUAGAUAGAAAUGAACGUCAGGGCGAGCAUACAUUCUGCAA
Molecule: messenger RNA, 727 nt
Organism: Pelodiscus sinensis (Chinese soft-shelled turtle)
Lineage: Eukaryota; Metazoa; Chordata; Testudines; Trionychidae
Source: RefSeq, a predicted model, not a curated record